AUGAGUUCCGGUGGCCAUAAGAUCGGCUGUGGUGCAGGCAGAGCUGCCCCCUCCGCCGCUUCUUCCAUGACCUCAAGUAAUCCCUCAAUCUUGCUUGAUAAGUUGAAUGGUCGACGCUCAACUCCCGACUCGGAAGCAUUGGCCAGCUCCGAUGAUGAAGCCGUUGGACAUGAUCAAGCUCAGCCAAUUAUUCCCCCUCAAAAGCCAACUCGAAGAUCCUCUUGGCUCAAUGACACAACGCAACCUGGUCCUCAACCCCGGAAAGGUUCAUUUGCAAGCAGUUCGAUGUCACCUACAGCCUCGUACCCUAACACACCAUCUUCGGAGGCCCCUUCGUGGGCGACGCAUGUCCAGGCAGGUAAUGGAGUAGGCCGAGGACACCCCGGCUCAACAUCAUUUCCAUGGGGAAGUGGCAUUUGGAACAGCGAGUCGCGCAAAGAACCUCCUUCAAGACUGACUGAGGUUCUUCCGUCGCCAACAUCGUUGGUUUCUCCUGGUUCCGCCGGAAACGGCUACUUCCAUAGUGACUACAGCAACCAGGCAUCUAAUACAACCAUUCCGUUUGCCAUUCCCCUUCAUCCAACACCCAAGACCUAUCGAUCACAGUCGUAUUCCGUAGGACAGCUUGAUCCUGAUUCUCCAGCAUCCACGACCUCCUCAACUGCUGGUCCAGUGUUCGCCGGCGGUCGGGGAAGACCUGUCCCGCAUUCAGGGCUACAACACCGGCCAUCACGCCCAAGUAUGCUGAGUGAGAUGUCGAGUGAGGGGGGCUUAGGCAAGUUGAAGGAGGUCGAUGAUGAUGACGAUGAGAGCACCAAUGGGUCCAAUCAUGGGGUUGUGUUACAGUCCAACGAAGCCAAGACUAUCGAGAUGCUAGCCAGAGAAAAUGCGAUAUUACGGCAGCAGAACAUGAAUAACUCUCGCCUGCGGCCCCGCUCCUCCACGACUAGCGCUUUUGGCUUGGGAGGUACAUAUGGAAUGCAGGGAGCUCUGCCAGAGGAGUCGGACUACGCCAUUGAUGAGCUUGACGAGAUCAAUGAGCUCCAGGAAAUUACUUCGAAAGGGUUGUCAGGUCGGAGGAUGAGUGAGUACGGAGCAGCCGGCCAACCUAAACUGUCCUCAUACGGUUCUCUCGAAAACCGCAAAUUGGAAAACGUCAAGAGGGCCAAUUGGCAGAGUUCCCUUGGUUUUGGCGGCUUGGCCGACAUACCACAAAGCAGACGUCAUUCCUUCGCGGAUGUGCCAACUCGACAAGGAUCUGUCAGCUCUGUUGGUGAACCUCUGUCGGCGCACGAGAGCAGCCUGCAAGAACAAUUAUCACCAAAAGACUAUCCAGUCAGGUAUCAAGAAGGCGGUGGCUAUUCCCUGAAUGAACACGCCGCUUCCUACUUUGGUGGCAUCGCCACUGUCCAGCGAAAUCCCGAACCAUAUGGCUCAGCCAAUUAUCAGCCUUCAGCUUAUCCAUACGGCGCUCCUCAGUAUGGUGCUGGCCGAGCACCAUCCCCUCACCGAAGCAUGUAUGGAGUUCCUCAACCUCGCCAUAAUCAGCUUCUUUACAUCGUGUUAUUCAAAUGCUCUCGCGCAGACGUCUUCUAUGUUCAGGAAGGGACUGGACUCUCGGUCAAACCUGGAGACCUGGUUAUUGUCGAAGCCGACCGUGGAACAGACUUGGGAACCGUAGCUCGAGAUCAAGUUGACUGGGCUUCAGCGAAGGAGCUCAAGGAACACUACGCCGAGGAGCACUAUAAAUGGUUAAUGAUGUAUUCUCAAGGUGCUGCAGGAACCCAAGAUGGUACUGGUGCUGGUUUAAUGGCCGCUUCGAAUGGUCUGCAGGGGAGCGCUGUCGGCGGAAUGGGACCUCCAAGUCAGCACGGCAUGCAAGAGCCGAAUCCCGGCGAGAUCAAGCCCAAAAUUAUCAAACGCCUUGCUCAGAAUCACGAGAUACAGGCACUUCGUGAUAAGGAAGGCAAUGAGGCGAAAGCGAAGCGCGUUUGUAUGCAGAAGGUGAAGGAACAUGGUCUCCACAUGGAGAUUCUAGAUGCGGAAUUCCAGAUGGAUUGGAAGAAGCUUACAUUCUACUACUUUGCAGAUGCAUACAUCAACUUCAACUCCCUGGUGACAGACCUUUUCAAGGUCUACAAGACCAGAAUUUGGAUGUCUGCCAUUAACCCAGCAUCCUUCGCCAGUCCAUCACUUGGUCUCCAAGCUCCUAGUGGCAUUGGCCCGGGUGCAGUUGGUGUCAGCCGAACUGCACAGAGCGAACGACGUCCACCACAACCUGAGCAGCCUGCGUAUGCCGCACCACAGGCUGGGCGUGGGUACCAAGGAGUCUUCGCACAGCCCUUUACUCCUAAUGCUGAUCGUGGAACCAUGCCACCAACGGCAUUCCAGCCAUCUGGUUAUACCUAUGGAUACUCUCCAUUCACUGCCACACCUCGAAACGCUGGUGUGAGCCCAGGGUACGUUCCUGCAGAUUCAUUCGGAGCAUUUGCAGCACAAUCCGACUACCAAAGCGUACCGGGGAGAUUUCCUUCUCCACACGCGACUUCAACUCAUGAUGGAACGGAGUAUGGCCGUAACGGACUUUCUACACCAAACGAAGCCUGGAUCAACAACUUUCAGGGAUUGUCUAUGACCCGUUAA
Lachnellula hyalina is the source of this 2643-nucleotide messenger RNA. RefSeq lists its product as uncharacterized. The transcript has 3 exons. Lineage: Eukaryota; Fungi; Ascomycota; Leotiomycetes; Helotiales; Lachnaceae. Gene Ontology annotation, cellular component: cytoplasm. Bases 1 to 2643 code for a protein of 880 amino acids. The record is from RefSeq and is a predicted model, not a curated record.